Messenger RNA from Etheostoma spectabile (orangethroat darter), 3404 nucleotides. RefSeq names its product protein phosphatase 1, regulatory subunit 16B (gene ppp1r16b). Gene Ontology annotation, cellular component: cytoplasm. The coding region runs from base 325 to 1986 and encodes 553 amino acids. Gene Ontology annotation, biological process: regulation of sprouting angiogenesis; establishment of endothelial barrier. The record is from RefSeq and is a predicted model, not a curated record. The transcript is spliced from 11 exons. Lineage: Eukaryota; Metazoa; Chordata; Actinopteri; Perciformes; Percidae. Gene Ontology annotation, molecular function: enzyme inhibitor activity; myosin phosphatase regulator activity; protein binding.
CACACACGCACACACACACACACACACGCGCGCACACACAUUUGCACAGAGUCACACACACUGAGCUUUCCUCCUCCGCUGUGUCUGUAGCCUACUAACGGGACAAGUUUAGACCUCCUGGAUAUUUCUGCCGGUUCUCCGCUUUUCUGUCUCCUCCAUGUUAACAUCUCGACCGGAGUGAGGACAUUUACUGCUGAAUGAGAAUAAUGAUGAUGAUGGGAGGAGGCCACAGUCGAAGGUGCAGCCCUCGCUAGAAUCAUACUUUCUCCCCUAACUUCACCCCUCCGCAAUCCAUCCACUACUGCCGUCCCUCCUCCCAGUGCCAUGGCCAACCAUCUGGAGCUGAUCCAGGAGCUGCAGCAGCUGGACAAGGUACCCAGUCUGGAAAGGCUGCGGGCCGCCCAGAAGAGGCGUACCCAGCAGCUGAAAAGAUGGGCUGUGUACGAGAAGGAGAUGCAAAACAAGAAGCGAAAGGCCGACAAGAAGGGACGCAAUGCCAACAACCUCCAUCAAGCAGAGUCCAAGAGGCAUGUGUCUUUUGCCGCCAGCGUGGCACUUCUAGAGGCAUCGUCCAGGAAUGAUGCAGAUGAAGUGCGCUACCUGCUGAAGAACAAUGUGAGUCCAGACCUCUGCAAUGAAGACGGCCUCACCGCCCUGCAUCAGUGUUGUAUAGAUAACUAUGAAGAGAUGGUGAAGAUCCUGCUGGACCGAGGAGCCAGCGUCAACGCUCAGGACAACGAGCUGUGGACGCCUCUGCACGCCGCUGCUACCUGUGGCCACGCAGGACUGGUCAGGAUACUCAUUUCACACGGUGCAGAUUUGCUGGCAGUCAACUCUGACGGGAACAUGCCAUACGACCUGUGUGAAGACGACCCAACACUGGACAUCAUCGAGACAGCUAUGGCCAACAGAGGCAUCACCCAGGAGAUGAUCAACGAGACACGGGCAUCAACCGAGAGAAGGAUGCUGGGAGACAUUCAGGAACUGCUGAGACAGGGACAGGAGGUCAACCAACAGGACUCUCAGGGAGCCACUCUGCUCCACAUCACAGCAGCAAGUGGCUACGUGCAGGCUGCAGAGCUGCUGCUGGAGGGGGGGGCCCGCAUGGACCUGAGAGACUCGGACGGAUGGCAGCCUCUUCAUGCUGCAGCGUGUUGGGGUCAGAUGCAUGUGGCAGAGCUGUUGGUGUCUCAUGGAGCCAGUCUCAAUGCCAAGACCUUCCUAGAUGAGACCCCCAUCGAUCUGUGUGAGGAUGAGGAGUUCAGAGCCAUCCUGCUGGACCUGAAACACAAACAUGACAAUAUCAUGAAGUCGCAGCUCAAACACAAGACCUCGCUGUGUAGGCGAACGUCGAGUGCAGGGAGCCGUGGGAAAGUGGUGCGGCGGGCCAGCCUGUCGGACAGACAUAACUUGUGUCGGAAAGAGUACGAGACGGAGGCCAUCGUGUGGAGGGGAGGGAGGGAGGAGCAGGAGGAAAAAGAGAAAGAAUCUGAUCAGGAGAAUAACCAGGUGGUUAAUGUCAAGCCAGUCGUAGCUGUGGAGCUGCCAGCUGUGGAGCUGCCAGACAAGCCCAAGCUGUCCACCAUCCUCAAAGAUGGCAGCAGCAAACAGAACGGGCUCAUCUGCACGAUGACGUCCACGCCGCCGCAAGCGCCCUCUAAUGGUACCUCCGCAUCGCUAGAUUCCUCCACUCAGGAGGAAGCGUGUCCGAGAGAGCGCGCUCAGACUCUGUCCGAGCUCAAGAAACAGAGGUCCGCCGCUAAAUUGUUGAAUCACCCCUUGUUCAACGGUCACCUAGGUAACGGCUCCACAGACUCCUUCACUGAUGCCAAAAACAACUCCGAGGACCCCCGCAUGCCACUGGUCUCCUCCAAUGGGAACACGGUUUACUACACGCCAGCCAGCGGCGACCCACCCCUCCUCAAACUGAAACAGCCAAUAGACGAAGAGCAGCCGAAGGCGCAGACCUGCUGCUGCGUGUCAUAGCACAGCACCCUGGUCGCUUGACCGUUGACGGAACAGCGUUUGCACAGAAAAGCAAGGACUGUGCUGUAAGAGUGACGAGAGGAAAGAAGGAAAGUGCGUUCCUGUCUUCUAACAUCCUUUUCCUCCACACCUUUAAACUUCUCCCAGAGAAUAUGGCUGGCCUGAAGAAAGGUUUAGAAACUUUACUUGAGGGGGAGGUUCCCUGCCAUCAGACUCCUGCUACAAAAGGAGACACAUUCCCCAAACGCAGACGUGUUGCAAGCAUAGCAGAGAAGAAGAAAAAAAGAACUGCGCAGUGUCACUUGGAUUAAAAUUCUUUUUCUUAAAUGGAGUCUACCUACGAGACAAAUGGAUGGAAAGAGUGCAAGAAGCUCUGACUCUGGCCCUGCUGUCCCCAAUUCACCAUUUUAAGAAUCAAAGUGUGGACAAAUUGUAUUUAAGCUUUUCACAGGGGAAAGGGUCGAAAAGUUUGAAUCAGGAGAGUGGAGAAGAUCUCAAGGUACAAGGUGCAUGUUCUGCCCUCAGAGAUGAGUUUUUUUCUACCUUACAUGUUGAUGGUUAUCAUGUAAUUAAAGAUUUUCUUCAAGGCAAACCACAAUAUUCUUGUCGUUUUCAAAUGUGCAGCGAGGCCAUCAAAGAACGGUCCACGGAUGUAUCGCAUUACAUCACGUUGUACUACAACAUAUCAGAAACAGUGAAACGUAGCAAAAAGAGAUCUGUGACGUAUCUGUCAUGGUAAAAUGUUGCCUGUGUGCGUAAAGUGAAGGAAUGCCAUGAAUCAGUGGUAAAGCAGUCAGGAAGUGUACUUCUACAGCGAGAGAUAACAGGCAAGACUGUAGUUCUGCACUAGUGUUUGAAACUGUCACUAUAUUCUGUCAACUAUAGUUCACCUCACCGUCCUCUCAUGUCAAGCCUGAACUGACAGGUCAUGCUCUGUUUUAUGCAUAACCCUCUUUGUGCUCUCUCAUUUAGGUAAUUUAAGCAAACAUGGUUUAAAAAUGACUGUACAUGUCUUUAUUUAUGAAAUGAAUGCAAUGUGUAAAAAACAUUAUGGUUCCUAAUGUUGAGUGUAUUUAUUAUUUGGAUGGUGUGUGUAGAGAGUGAAUGCAAUAUAAGAUGUGUUGGGGAGUCUUCCAGCAAAGCACCUUUUGAGAUGGAACUGAUAAAGUGAAGUAAGGGUUACUGGUUACUAAGUGUACAUGUUAUUAAAAUCACACAAACAAGCCAUCCUAUAUUGGAUAUUUGUGUCACUACAAAUGACAGUGUUAUUUGUUCAUGUUUUGGGUUGUUUUUUCUUCUUGUGGCCAUUGUGUGGCUUUGUCUUCUCCCAGUCACUGUACUUGUUUCAUUAACAGAAAUUGUAAAUGCCAUGUAAUGUAUUACUGUAAGUAUAGUAUGAUUUGUAUGAUUCCCUCAGU